UGAAGUGGUUUGUGGUACCUACGUGCGUCGCGAGCUCAACUGUCUUCCUCGAUCGAUGAUAAUGUUUUUGUUGUUAUUAUAGACAAUAAAAACAUCGUUCAGAGUGAUCCGUUAUCAGCAAGGUUAAAGCUAUAGACUAUUGCAACUGCGUGAAAUAAUUGGGCAAUAAGACCGCUCACUGCGAAUUGUUGACGAAAUUCGCAAAAUAGAACCUGUGUGUUGACGAGAGAUGUGAAAAUAAGUGUUGUGUUAAUUUUAGUGAAGUGGACUAAUGUGUAACUCUUGUGCUUCUCGUACUUUCUUUAGGUUCUUUUUUGUUUUGUGAUAAAAUCACCCGAGAUAAGAUGGGUUCCACGGGGUUGACUUUGGCAGAUUUGCCUAAUAUAUUUAUUAUGAUAGGCGCCCUCGUUGCGCUUUUUGUGAUGCUAGUCAUACUUCUGAGGAACAUGGAAGUCAUAGGUAUAGUCGGCGAGGGGAGGGAGGACACGUGGCCAAGGACAAUGCAGCCACCCAGACUCUUGAUGCAGCGAGUUCAUAUACCUUUCACCUUUAAAUUACUAGAAAAUGAACCAAUAGGAUACAAUGGAGUGAGAUGCUGCGUGUCAUCCACAGUGAGGUACUGGCAUGCGAGCUGGUGGGGAGCGCCCGUAAGAGACUUGCAUCAGACGCUCUGGGGUACCCUACCGGAGAUCCUCGCGUCAAGUAAUUUAAACUUUAGUAGAAGCAGUUCGCAUGAUGAGAAGGAAAUGAAACUAUCAUCAGAGCCAUUGCAGUUGGGCCCUCCGCCCCGAACCUGCUACCCGCUGGUAGUAAUACUGGCGCGCGAUCAGCGAGACACAGCUGAGCUCAGGCCGGAUGAUACGGUAGCCCUAGUGACAGUCGUUCACAUCCGGGACGACCAGUGCCCGCUGCCCAGCGGCAUCAUAGCUCAGUAUUUGAAACAAGCUAAUGGACAUUUGUCCUGUUUAAAGCAACUAUACGUGUCGGGCGAGUCCGGUGACGCGUGCGAGGGCGAGGGCGAGGCGGGCGGCGGGUACGCGCGCGAGGCGCUGUGCUGCGUGUGCGCCGCCGCCCCGCUGUCGCGCGCCCUGCUGCCCUGUCGACAUGCCUGCCUCUGCGCGCGCUGUUUGCCUAAAUUAGACAAGUGCCCAAUAUGUCGGAGCGUGAUCACAAGCUACUUCUGCAUCCGCAACGAAGAGGAACCCCUAUCAGAACUCAAGCAGAAUUUCCCUCUCAACAGACGACUCCUCAAUUUAUUCCACUAUCACUAGCGAAUAGUAAGUACAGUCAACAUAAAAAUGGAUUUGUUACGAAACGUCUAAUCUUCUAAAUUUGUAUAUAAAAUUGUUUAUUAUAACAAAUGAUGCGUCAUUAAUUGUAUCGUUGACUAAUUUCUUUGUACGCUCACAAUGUUCUUUUAAAGAACAGCAUCAAAGGCGAUUCAUCUUAACCUGCUAGUCGCAUACGGAUUUCAAUUUAAUGGAUAUUUUAAUUUUCGAUCAAACGACUAAAAUUUUGACCUAGCUAUUAUUUGUAUUGUUUUUAAAUAUCUCGAUAUUUAUAUAUUAUUAUAAUUAUAUUGGUAUCAGAAGAUUAAGGGCGAGAGAGUACUGGAUUAUUCAAAUUUAAUUUGUUUUGAUUUUGUACGUACUAAGCUAUUACGCUGCCCAAAUAUACGUCUUAAAGUGUAUUGCAGUCAUAAUAUAUAAUAUAUGUAUGAUAUAUUUUCGUCAAACACGAUAUAAUUACGUUCCUUUUACGAGCAGAUGUUUUUAUAUUGAAUGAUCUUGUUUUCAAGUUAAGGCAUAAUUUAAAAAUAUCUGUGUGAAUAAAACAAAAAACGAACGCAAAACUGGUAAAGUACCGAGAAAUUCGGGCUGAGUGAAUCGCUAUUUUAAAUUCACGUCGUUUCGUAUUCGAGUUGAGAAAAAUGUAGACGAUACAAUUGAAAUAAUUGGAAGAUUAGACGUUUAAAUGUACUUUAACUAAACCGGAACUUAUGAUUAGUUGUAAUUAAUAUCUGAAAUAACGUAAUUAAAAAUCGUUUGUAGUGAAAAACGAAAACGGCACAAAGGAUUACGAUUCUGUGAUAGAAAAUGACCUUUUUCAAACAUGGAAAUCAAUUCGGAUAUCCUAACAAAAUUGACAUGAAAAUAUUCUUAAACGAGACUAAAUCGUCAAAGUUGUAGGACAAAGACUGUUCUGGAUAUUGGUAUUUUAUUUUCACCUCAACUGAAUAGGCGUUCUUUAGUAUGGUUUAUACAUGUCAAACUGAGAAACGAUUUAAGUAACAGCUGACAAAUUUCAUAUUCGAAGAUUCAUUAUUAAUCAGUCAAACUUAAAUUCCUUUAUUCAAUACAAAAGCAUUACACUUACUUACUGAUAGACAAAUUAAACACUACCACCGGUUCGAUAAAGAAAGUACCCUGAUUUGAACCGGCGAACGAAACUCAGCGGGUCUUUUUUUGUCAAAUUUAUUAAAUACAUACAUUGAAUAUGAAUAGAAAUAGCCAGGACGUUUCAUUCCGAAGAUGUGCUAUCAAUCAUAAACUCACUAAUUGUAUAGUAACCUUAUCUACACAAGCGUUGCUUAACAUUUGUUUUAAAUUUGGCAACAGAGGCAGCCUAUAUCAAAACUUCGUUGUACCGCGAUUGUAAACAAAUAAUCAUUCGCUGGUACUUGUCAUUUAAUAGUAUGAGAUACUUUAAUACUUUCUCACCCUAGGAUUCUUCUUUAAGUGCCAUCGUAAGUGAGAUUAAAGCUCAUGUUAGGCCAAUUGACAAUCCAAAACGACCCCGGUAUUAUAAACUCAUAUUAUGAAAGACCAACUAUUCGAUGAUGACGUUUCUUUAAAUAGUAAUUACAUCGACAAAUAUCAUUAAAAAAUAUAUGAUUAAAAAUCAAGACUAUAUUUAAUUUUUUUUUUUUUAAUCUUUUAAGCUUUGUAGUUUAUUCUCGUUUAUAACUAAACUGCCGAAAUACCAAAAAACAAUGUAUUCUUUUAAAGUUAUAAAUAACUAUGUAUAUUAAUAAAUUACACGAGGACGGCUAUUUAAAAAAUUGUAUUGUUUUGAUUAUUUUUUUUUUUACGAUUAAAAAUGUUUUAAUAUUAUCUGUGCAUAUUAUUUAGUGAUGUAUGUAAAAGACAAAUUAUAUUAAGUUAUCG
This is a messenger RNA of Vanessa atalanta (red admiral), 3167 nucleotides long. Its product is annotated as cell growth regulator with RING finger domain protein 1-like. The coding region runs from base 345 to 1271 and encodes 308 amino acids. Gene Ontology annotation, biological process: negative regulation of cell growth. The record is from RefSeq and is a predicted model, not a curated record. Lineage: Eukaryota; Metazoa; Arthropoda; Insecta; Lepidoptera; Nymphalidae. The transcript is spliced from 7 exons.